CAGGAGCAGCAGGAGCACUUUCAUAGCUUCGCUAUACAUCGUACAUUCAACGCUGGCUUCUGGGUAGGUACUAACAGGCAUGGCAUCGCAGAGACAGGAUUGGGAGGGAGGGGGGAACGUUAGAGACAGAGAUGACGGGCAAAAUGGCCAGCCCAGUGGCUGCUCUUCAGCAAGCAGUCUCACAAGUCAAAAAGUGCGGAGACUGACUGUUCGGUGAAAUCCACAUCCACCUCCCGCAUUUUGCAUUUGUGAGCCAGACAAGCAGUGAGUGAGCGAGCUCUUUCACAGCAGGUUCCCAAAGGCUAGGUACCUACAGAGUAGAUGCUAGAGCAGAGAAGAGAGCGCCAGGUCGGGCCCGACCCAUGGAUGUCCCACUCUCGGUCCACCUUGAAUCCCACUCCAACUCCAACUCCCACACACCCACCACUCCUCGACCCUACGCAAUGCCCUCCACACUCUCCCGCCCGCGACAAGAGAUCCCUCCCGACGCCGCAACCUGUGCGAUGACUUCUUUCCGUUUUCCCCUCCACGCCGUCUGUACACCCCUCCCCUACUUCAUCAAAACCCCAGUUGUAUCGAGUCGGUAGCCCAGCCAUCGAAACCUUCGUCCUUCAUCUCAGCUUUCUACCUACACUACCUGAUAAACCUCUUUCCACUCAGUACAUCCAACACAUACCCAAGAACACAGACCAAAAUCAAUACCAGGUGUGCACAAGGAAUACGGGGUUUGGUUUACCUACACGAGCGCCCUGCCUCUCUUCGUGGCGUAUCCGUUCGGACUAGGUACUUUACAUUUUGGUGACCGAGUCGGCGGGCAAGCAGCCACCCACUCAGAGACGAGAGAAGAGGAGGUCGAGUGCAAGUGCGGCGGUAGACAAGACAACUGCAGGCCAGGCGAACGUGGGGAAAUUCCCUUCUGGUGACCCUCGACUCGCCGAAUCCGAAACCUUCACUUUCCCCAAGGAAGCUUUUUUUCUUCCUUUCUUCUCUCUUACUCUCCCUCUCACACACACAUACACCACGCACAAACCUAUUCCUCUUUUCCAGAGCAUUUGCCAGCUUUCACAUGGCUGCCAGCACAGUGUCGCCCAUUGCGACUCGGAGUCCCUUCACAUCGAUGAAUCCCACGACAACAGAGCACGACUUUCGCUUCCCGCGAAGGCCUGACGACCACUACGGCGGUACAUCUCAUUCACAGGCGCAUUCCAAGGCUAGCCCCAGCGACCUGCCCGCUGGUCUCCGGGAUCUACGACUCGACCUCUCCGCGGCUCUGUACCCCGAUGCGCACGACGAAUUGCUGAAAAACUCAGAUUUCCCCCCCUUCCAGAAGGCGACCAUGGACUCAUACAAGAGCCCUGAGGACUUGCAGAGGGAGGACCCUUUGGCGACCCAGGUGUGGAAGUUCUUCAGCAAGACGAAGCACAUGCUGCCAAACCAGCAGCGCAUGGAGAACCUAACAUGGAGAAUGAUGGCCUUCAACCUGCGUAGGAAACAGCAAGAGGAGGAGAAAGCAAGGCUCGCUCGAUCUGCGCCGGCGCCUGCACCACCGCCAGCCGCUACGCCCGCUGCGACGUUCAGUGCCAACCCACCCAGCGGCAUUGCUCAGUUGCGCAAGUCGUCGGAACAGAACGUGAACCACUCAGACCCCAUGAACCUCGACGAUUUUAUCUUUUCCGACAAUCUUGCGACGCCCGUCACGAACCCUUCGCCUCUGCCACACAAGCUGGAGGAGAGGAGCCAACACCAGGUGCACUCUUCCUUCUCGUCGGCCAUUCCCAUCAAAUCGCGCAAAGAUCCGGCCCUCCAGCAGCAAUUUGUCCCGCAAUCCGUCCCUUUCCCUCCCCAUCACCAGAGAACCCAUGACGAAUUCAACUACGUUACCCGGCACCACCGCAAAACGAGUAUUGACGAGCGACGGACCCGUAAGCGUCCGGCCGACUUUUCUCCUCAUGUGCCCGCCGUGAACAGCACAACGACAACCACCAAUGACUUGGAUGCCGACUCGGAGCUGCACGAAUACUCGCUCGAUAACGCCAACGGAUCCAACAUGUCGCAAAAUUCGCAUCAGGCGGGCGUUCCCUUCCCUCUCGACACCUACAACAUCGAGAACGACCCUAUCAUUACGUCUGCUGGCCCCUUCCAGCAGAACUUCUCCUUCUCGCCUUCCUCCUCUCCCAUGAUAUCCCACGGCCCUUUCUCCACCGCCUACAAUGCAUCUUCGGUUCAGUCUUCCUCUUUGAACCCGUCGGAUUUCUAUUCCCCGCCGGGAUCGGCUUAUCAUUCCACUGUGUCGACACCGCACCCCAUGCCCGAUAACGACGGGUUCUACUUUGGAUCUAUGGACGUGCGCAGCCAAAGACAGCAGUCUUUCCGGCAAGGCCCUCAGAGCAUCGGAAAUCAAAUGAACGGGCAGUUCAUGUACAACACACAGAAUGGAAACCCCAUGUUCCCGGCAUCAGCACCCGCCGCCGAAUCUGUAUCUGCCUUCAGCGCUGCGCCCAGCCCCUUUGGGCACAUCGACCCGACCCAAGUCUUCCAGCCCGAUCACCCCGUCCGCUCCCCUGGCAUGUCUAUGCCCAACGAAGGCAUGUUCACCUUCGGCGCGGACUCGGACGAAGAGGAUGGUGGUGCCUUUGCGGACCGCAACUUGGUCAUGUCUCAGGACUUUUCGCCUGGUCCGAUGGAUGACAGCAACUCGUUGGGUUGGGAUCCGACCCUGCCAGGCCAGUACAGUACGCAGGCUGCACGAUACCCUGGUGGUCCGCCCCGAAAGCAGGUCACCAUUGGUGGUACCACGACGGAUUACGUCGAAACCAACGAUUGGGAAGGCGGCAGCCUACCGCGGUCGCAGUCCUUCAGGCAAGGCUCCGACAGGAGAGGCGGCAAGGUUCCACGCACGGCUUCGACGCCUGCGGGACAUCUGGGAAGGAAUGGAAACCCAUUUGAUCGAAUGGCACAGUCCACGCCCAACUCUCCACCCGAGAACAACGGCACCGUGUCUGGAUACUCCUCUGUCGCCCCCAGUCGGCCUUCAUCCCCACCUGGCUCGAAGCAGGGCUCCACGACCAACCUGCAGGCGGCUGCGGGCAGCCAAGGGGAAGGAAGCGCACCUACGACGUGCACAAACUGUUUUACUCAGACAACGCCGCUUUGGCGACGAAACCCUGAGGGUCAACCCCUUUGCAACGCUUGCGGUCUGUUCUUGAAACUUCAUGGUGUUGUUCGGCCGUUGAGUUUGAAGACGGAUGUCAUCAAGAAGAGGAACCGUGGCUCGGGCGCGAGCUUACCCGUCGGCGGCACGAGCACGAGAUCGAAGAAGAGCGCCACAGCACAUGCGUCUGGGCCAGGGUCCCGCAAGAACUCUACGCUUGCCAUCUCCACUCCUGCCAACCACGUCACGACCCCGCCUGCUGCCACUCGGGCCAGCAGCGCCAACGAGGGAGAGAGCCCUGCCAGCGGUGCCGCGUCGGGAGGCAACACCGCCGGCAGCACGCCGACAAGCUACGGGACCGGCUCGUCUACCGGCGCCGCUGCUGGUGGGAAAGGGGUUGUGCCAAUUGCUGCAGCCCCGCCUAAGAACACACCCGGCCCUGGGGCUGCUGCUCUUGCUCGUAAUGUCGGCACAUCCUCGUCUUCUAGCUCCUCGAAGCGCCAGCGUCGUCACAGCAAGAGUACCGGCAGCGAAGGCGUUGCGAACAUGGACGUUGACAGCCCCGAGACGUCUAUGGGCUCUCCCAACGAGGCUGCGAAAUCGCUGGGAUCCGCCACAGGUCUUGCUAGCAUGCCGACAGCUGGCUCACUGGGUUUGGCCAAUGGCUUUGGUAUGACUCAGCGUCCCAUGAUGGGCACAGGCAUGAUGGGGAUGCCCGGCGGCCAGAAUGGCCAGAUGAUGAAUCCCGGUGGUCCAACCUCGGGCCCACAGGAAUGGGAGUGGCUCACGAUGAGUCUCUGAGGCACCUGUGAACCACAUUCUUGUCGAUCGCCGACACGUUCGCAAGAUUUGACACAUUAUGCUUGCUGUUGGCGGAGCUAUCUUAGCAACUGGGGGUUUUUUUUGUUUUUUUUUUUGGUCUCUUCCCGUUUUCCUUUCGACCAUAAAUCGAUUCCGGGAUGCGCCUCGUUUACGACUUGAAUUGAGUUGGCCAGGGCGAACGGAUUAUUUCACGGGUUGAUUUUACGACAUUCUGCUUGAUACCACCAUGACCCCGAAGUUGGUCUUUGCGCGGCGGUCUUUUGCUUUUGGGCCGUCUAUGUAUGGGAAGAUAAUGGAGUGCGACCUGAUGUGUUUACUCGAUAUCCUACAAUCGUGGCUGGCGAACUGCGUGGGUUUCUCUGUGUCCAUCUGGCCACAAGACCAACCAGCCUUUGCCAGCAGCGAAAUACGACGUAAUGCGCCGAGUAAUGAGUGGCUUGAUGAAGACGAUUGGAUGCUGAGGAGAUUCACAACGUUGUUAAAGAGUGGCGAUAUUCCUGGAGCAUGAGGGGGAUUCAGCUGGUUCAACAUUGAAGCGUAUGGUUACUUUGCCGAGGCGUCGUUGUACUUUUGGGGCGGUUCGAACUUGUUAUUUUGAAAUGGUUCAAGAGCGGAGAUCUCGACGAGCACCGGUUGUGCGUGGCCUUCUCUUUUGUCCUUUUUCCACGACCGAAGGGAGAGACUACUGGGAGCACUUUUGAAUGUUUUUACAACUAGAGCUAUGUACCCGCCCGGAUGAUAUAAAGAUACCUCUUCGUACUUCACC
Molecule: messenger RNA, 4739 nt
Organism: Colletotrichum destructivum
Lineage: Eukaryota; Fungi; Ascomycota; Sordariomycetes; Glomerellales; Glomerellaceae
Product: Putative nitrogen regulatory protein areA, GATA
Exons: 4
Coding region: 1067-3952 (961 amino acids)
Biological process (GO): negative regulation of transcription by RNA polymerase II; positive regulation of transcription by RNA polymerase II
Molecular function (GO): DNA-binding transcription factor activity, RNA polymerase II-specific; RNA polymerase II cis-regulatory region sequence-specific DNA binding; zinc ion binding
Source: RefSeq, a predicted model, not a curated record